AGCGGGUGCGGUUAUGAUGGCGAGCACGGCCGCAGACGCCGAGACAUCCUUUGCUUCCCCUUUUGCUGUUGUUUGUGUUGAGCCUCACAAGGGAACAGUUUGCGAACGAGCCGUCAACGAUGGCUCUGUGGAGGUCUUUCGUCGGCGUCUUGUUGCCCGUUGCGCCGCCAUUCCUCCUGCAGUGCGUCAUGUGCGCAUGGGCACUGCUGCAGCGCCGAGGCGUGCUGCUGGUAGAAUUGACACAGCCUCGCGUGUGGACGCAGCGGGGAUAUCCUCUUCUACGCAUUCAUGCGCCCUCGGUGGAGAUGUUUCCCCGCCACUUCAUCUCGCAGCUCCCACUCCCGCCGUCUCAUUGAACGCAUCGAUGGCAACUGUCUGUAGUGACCCCUCCAUUACCGUUGCGGAAGGCAAGAGACUCCUGUUGGCGUACCGUGCAAUGUUGGCUGCUGCCUCGGCGGAGCGUGAUGAGGCUCGUAUGCUUCGUGAGAAGCUUCGGCUGUAUUCUACCCAGGGGCGAAACUGCGUGGGAGUGGAGACACGAAUUGCGCAGGCAGAGGCGCAGCUACGGCAGCGUCUUCUUGUGCUUCAACAACUUGAUUUGGAUCGUCAAGCCCUGCGGGCGCAGGUGGUGCGGAUGGCAAAGCAGCUGGAGGUGAUACUGCGGCCCUCCGACCGCUUUACGGGGCCUCUGAUGGAAGGAGAAAGAUAG
Messenger RNA from Trypanosoma cruzi, 709 nucleotides. RefSeq lists its product as uncharacterized. The annotation marks the transcript as partial. The transcript has a single exon. Lineage: Eukaryota; Euglenozoa; Kinetoplastea; Trypanosomatida; Trypanosomatidae. The record is from RefSeq and is a predicted model, not a curated record.